Messenger RNA from Prinia subflava (tawny-flanked prinia), 1842 nucleotides. It is a transcript of the gene CEBPB, whose product is annotated as CCAAT enhancer binding protein beta. The record is from RefSeq and is a predicted model, not a curated record. Gene Ontology annotation, biological process: regulation of transcription by RNA polymerase II; regulation of cell differentiation; DNA-templated transcription. Lineage: Eukaryota; Metazoa; Chordata; Aves; Passeriformes; Cisticolidae. Bases 312 to 1286 code for a protein of 324 amino acids. Gene Ontology annotation, molecular function: DNA-binding transcription factor activity, RNA polymerase II-specific; RNA polymerase II cis-regulatory region sequence-specific DNA binding. The transcript has a single exon.
GCUAUGGGAUCCACCGCCCCUAUAAAUAACUGGGGAAAGGAACUUUCCUAAGUCAGAGACUUUAGGACACGGGACCCAGAACCAGAUGGUCCGGAGGAGACGCGCCAGCCCCCGCCGCAGCUGCCGGAGCGGUGAAGCCCCGCCGCGCCGCAGGGACUGAUCCAGCCCGGCCGGGCAGCGCCGCGGGGCCGUGCCCAGGCCAGAGACUGCGGCAGGGUCUGGAGCCCCCCACCCCGACGGCGGCAGCUUGACCCUCUGCCGGGGGGGCCCCCCUGCGUAGUUUCCUCCUCCCCGCAUCCCCCUUUGCUUUCAUGCAACGCCUGGUGGCCUGGGACGCAGCAUGCCUCCCCAUCCAGCCGCCCGCCUUUAAAUCCAUGGAAGUGGCUAAUUUCUAUUACGAGGCGGACUGUCUGGCUGCUCUCAACAAGCUGCACCCGCGGGCGGCCGGGGGCCGCUCCAUGACCGAGCUCACCGUCGGGGACCACGAGCGAGCCAUCGACUUCAGCCCGUACCUGGAGCCUUUGGCGUCGCAGCCGCCGCCUCCCGCGGCAGCAGCAGGGGGCAACUUUGAGCCUCCGUGCAGCAGCGGCGCCGGCCAAGAUUUCCUUUCCGAUCUCUUCGCCGAGGACUAUAAAGGCAGCGGCGGCAGCAAGAAGCCCGACUACACCUACAUCAGCCUCGCCCGGCACAGCCACCCCUGCGCCAGCCAGAGCCACAAGCCGGGGGGGCUGCCGGGCUGCUUCCCGCCCCAGAUCGUGGAAACCAAAGUGGAGCCGGUCUUCGAGACCCUGGACUCUUGCAAAGGGCCCCGUAAGGAAGAAGGGGGCGCGGGGCCGGGACCGGGGGGCAUGUCCUCUCCCUACGGCAGCACCGUGCGCUCCUACCUGGGUUACCAGUCGGUGCCGAGCGGCAGCAGCGGGAACCUGUCCACAUCAUCCUCCUCCAGCCCCCCCGGCACCCCCAACCCCUCCGAGUCCUCCAAGUCCGCCGCCGCCGGCGGGGGCUACUCCACCGCCCCGGCGGGCAAGAACAAGCCCAAGAAGUGCGUGGACAAGCACAGCGACGAGUACAAGCUCCGCCGGGAGAGGAACAACAUCGCGGUGCGCAAGAGCCGCGACAAAGCCAAAAUGCGCAACCUGGAGACGCAGCAUAAAGUCUUGGAACUGACGGCCGAGAACGAGCGGCUGCAGAAGAAGGUGGAGCAGCUCUCCCGGGAGCUGAGCACCCUCAGGAACUUGUUCAAACAGCUGCCCGAGCCGCUGCUCGCCUCCUCGCCGCGCUGCUGACCCCCGGCCGGGCGGCGGGGCGAGCGGAGCCGCGGGCUCCCGACCCCGCUCCGCAUCCUGGGGCCGGGGCGAGGGGGGCGAGAGCCCGCGGCGGGCGGGCGGGUUUGGUUUCAAUUUGUGAUGUUGUUGUUGUUGGAUUUUUUUUUUUUUUGUCUUUACCGACAUGUUGGCGGAAGGCUCCGCCGCCGCGCGGGGGCUGCGCGGGGCCGGGGCUGCAGCGGGGCGGGCGCGGAGGGGGCGCGGAGGGACCCCGGCCCCGGCCCGGGCGGGCUCUGCUGGGCGCUGGGUUAUUUAAAAGAGCGAGAGGAGAGCAAGGGCAAAGUGAUGCAAUCCUUUAAGCAUGGCUGGGAAUGCUGUGUACAUGAUGCAAUCUCGUGUAACUGUCAGUCAUGGAUUGAGUAAUCUGUUAAAGAUGUUCCUACAGUUUUUUUUAUUAUAAAGAAUAAUCUAUUUCUAUAAGAAAAUACAUAUGUAUAUUUUGGGAUCUAUGCAUUCUUGCUACAUUUGAAGCAUUAAUGAACAAUUUUAAUAAACUUUAUGACUAGGUUAAAAAAAA